AUAGAAAGAGUUCUCUUUGGUUGUUUUCAUUUGUUUCAUUGACUUUGAGGAGAGUGAAAAAGGUUUUAAAAGAACAGGAAUGGGUUUUAUGCCUACGUGAAAACCCAUUGUGUGGGUGACAUUUCAAAUUUUUAUUAACUCCGUCGACAUAAAAGAUUAAUCAAAAGUCCCAUAUUUUCCCACUUCUUACAAUUUUUCAUCCGGUGAAAUUUCAAACCUGUUCAUUUAUUACUAGCCUCAUAUAUUUUCGGAUACUAAUCUAAGUAUAAUAUUUUGGUCCAUUUAGUGAUUUUCCAAUUUGAUAGUUGAUACUAUUUUCUUUUUACGUCAUUUGCGCAUUUGUUCCUCAAAAAGCCGAAGUAAUACUAUUAUUUUUUAUCAACGUGAACCAUAAAUCCAAUGUCGUGAACAGGAAAUCACGGCAAGAAAAAAAGAAUAUUAACUCUAAGAAAACCUCAGAGAACAAAAUUGGAUAGCUCUAUUUUUUAUUUCGUUAUUAUUUUGUUUUCUUUUUAUUGAACGCCACUAUUACUUUUUCUUGCGUUGAACAUAUGAUUACGUCGAUAGUUUUGCGCCUCAAUCUAUACUAAAUUAACUUUGAAAUUUGAGAAAACGCAUUAAAUUGUCAUUACGCAAAACUUUAUUUAUUGAAAUUAAAAACUUUUAUAUUCUUCACUGAUUGAUUUACAAUUUUGUUUAAGCCCUUCUAGCUAACUUUGAAAAACUCUUAAAAACUAGUUUCCAUAUCGUCUAUAAUUCCUAUUUAUAUUCUCAUUAUCUCUUUUUAUCUCAUUUUAUUCCUGGGAUAACUUUGAUGUAGUUAUUCAAUCUUAGCUCAAAGUUUAGAACUAGAUUAAACUAAAUUUAUUUUCACCAACUAGAGAUUUACUUUUUCAUUAAUUUUGGCGGAUUUCAAUUUCAUAACAGAUCUUUUUCAAAUUGCAAAUUAUAGAUUUUAUUAAUCAAAGUUUGGUCACCUUGUUAUCAAAUCGAAUUAUUAUUAUUUUUGAAAACUGACCGCUGAAAAUGGUGAAGAAUAACGAGAAAUGGACGAUUUUGGGAAGUCCAAAAUUUACAAAAUCUUCAAAGAAUCAGCAAAAACCGAACGCUCUUCUGGAGAAAACAUUACGACCUCUUCAAAGUAAAUCGAAUUUCACCUCAAACAAUUCUUGGGACACCUUCAAAGAGUCAUUGAAAGAAAGGAAGCUUGAAUUGAUAUACAAUUUUCCCGGAAAAAUUCGCCUAGACCAGCACGGUAAAGCCAGUCUUUUUCCAUACUCAAUGCGACUCGAAACUGAAGAUGAAAAAACAGAAGACAGUUUUCCAGUCGGCGGGAAUUCAACAGAGGAGCAAAAACCGGCUGACUUUUUGUCUGUUUCCAAAAAGCAUCAAGACCUGGGCGUUCGAUCUAGAGCAAACUUGCCAAAUAGGUCGUUUGAUUUGUCUCCAGCUGUCACUGGUCUGGUGUUGUUCCUCUGUAUAGUGGGUCUAAUCGCUACAGCCUAUGUGUGCGUCAGAAAAGCAUUUCGUAAAAACAAAAAGGUGGGGGCUCUGGUUGGAGUGGGUGGGGGCAGUGGGAGCAAGAAGGGGGAGAAGAGGGGGUUGAAAUGCACUCCUGAAAUGAGGGCUGCUCAGGAGUUAGGCAAUGCUUACAAGGAAAAACUAAUAGAAGAUUUGGAUGCGGAAAAUGAGAAUUUCCUGGAUCAAUCGGGCAAUUCCACCUCUUCAUCUGGCAGGAAGGUACACCUGGGCAAACUGCACUUCUCAAUUGACUACAAUUUCUCCGAUAAUGAGCUGUGUGUGGGGAUAAUAGAGGCGAGUGAGCUGAUUGGGAUGGAUAUGAGUGGGACUAGUGACCCCUACGUGAAGCUGUACCUGCUCCCCUUCGACACUCAGAACAAGGGGGGAAGUGGGGGUGGGGGUGGGGGUGGGGGUAAUAGGAACAAGAAGCAGGAGACCAAAGUGCACAGGAAGACACUCAACCCACUAUUCAACGAACACUUCACAUUCCACGUCCCGUACGCAGAGAUAGCUGGAAAGACUCUGGUUUUGUCAGUGUUUGACUUCGACCGUUUCUCCAAACACGACCAGAUAGGCCAGUUGAACAUCCCUCUGACCUCGAUUGACCUGGGCAAGACAGUAGAUGAGUGGAGAGACCUCGUGCCCCCUGAUGACGGAAAAGAGAAUAACGUGCUUGGCGACAUCUGUUUCUCUCUGCGAUAUGUCCCUACGGCUGGUAAACUCACUGUGGUUGUACUGGAGGCGAAAAAUCUCAAGAAGAUGGACGUCGGAGGAUUAUCUGACCCGUAUGUGAAACUGGUGUUGGUGCAGAAUGGGAAGCGCCUGAAGAAAAAGAAAACGACAAUUAAGAAGAGAACUCUGAAUCCAUAUUACAACGAGAGCUUCGUAUUCGAAGUACCAUUCGAACAGAUACAGAGAGUCGAACUGCAUGUGAUUGUUUUGGACUACGACAGGAUGGGGAGCAACGAGGAGAUAGGGGGGAUAGUGUUGGGUUGCAAUGGAGUGGGGGCCGAAUUGAGACACUGGAGUGACAUGCUAGCAUCUCCGCGAAGACCCAUCGCACAGUGGCACACAUUGCAGGAGCUGACUGACAGCAUGAGUGACAAGUAGCGUUCUAGAACAUUCUAGAUUGCGCCACAACGUUCGAGAAGAUUCCAUAUAAAAUAGAAAAUUCAAGAAAGCGGAGAGCUUUUCAUACCACCCGAGAACAAUCGAUUUAUCCAGUAGAAUGGGCCAGGAAAUUCUAGAAACCUAAAACCAAAACAGUGCUGUUUUUCUUGAAUGAUGUGCAAUAGAAACUAAUUUAAAGAAACUGAGUUUACGAAAAUUUGUUGAUAAUUUUGAACACAGUUGGCGUGAAGCGGAACCAGAAAUUCCCAACAUGCAAUUGUUACAAACAAACUCUGAUUUUCUGAUAUUUUCUAGCGCUAUCUUUUUCUCGAAACAGAAACUGGUGUGAAUUUCGAAAGUGGUCAAACAUGUGACUUGAUCAAUUUAAACACAACUUUUUUGAUAACUGAAAGUUUUAAAGGCCACUCUCCACUCCAUAAAUUUCAAUUAAAGUAUCUUGUACUGAAAAAUACUUUUGAAAAAAAUUACCAAAAUGCCAAACAAAACCUUAUAAAUUGAUAGAACACUUGAACAAAUGAUGAAAAUUGUGACGAAAAAAAAAGAAACGAAAUACAUUUUGUAGAUAUAGAAUUUUAUUUAGAUACUUUUGAUGUUCAGAAUGUACCUACUGCUUGCAUUUAGUUGUUGCCAGUUCAUUCAACGUUUUUUUUUGU
Symsagittifera roscoffensis is the source of this 3305-nucleotide messenger RNA. Its product is annotated as synaptotagmin-1-like. The record is from RefSeq and is a predicted model, not a curated record. The transcript has 11 exons. Bases 1027 to 2631 code for a protein of 534 amino acids. Gene Ontology annotation, cellular component: plasma membrane; exocytic vesicle; dense core granule. Lineage: Eukaryota; Metazoa; Xenacoelomorpha; Acoela; Convolutidae. Gene Ontology annotation, biological process: regulation of calcium ion-dependent exocytosis; calcium ion-regulated exocytosis of neurotransmitter; cellular response to calcium ion. Gene Ontology annotation, molecular function: syntaxin binding; clathrin binding; calcium ion binding.